CCAGAUGAUCAGCAGCAGCAGCAGCAGCGGAUUCACUGUCUCACCUGCACGUGCAGGAGUUUUUGUCUGCUGUCCAGUGGAUGAACGACACACAUCUUCAUCUUCAUCUUCAUCAGUCUGGAGCGGCUCAUGGAGUCUGACGCGUCCGGACGAGCUCCGGAGGAUCCGGGCGUUGUGAAGCGUCAGGCGGUGAAGAGACACCAUCACAAACACAACCUCAAACACAGAUAUGACUUUCUGGAGACUCUUGGUAAAGGCACGUACGGACGAGUGAAGAAAGCCACGGACCGGUCCGGCAGAACGGUGGCCAUCAAAUCCAUCCGUAAGGAUAAAAUCAAAGACGAGCAGGAUUUGAUUCACAUUCGCCGUGAGAUCGAGAUCAUGUCGUCACUCAGUCACCCGCACAUCAUCAGCAUAUAUGAAGUGUUUGAGAAUAAGGACAAGAUCGUGAUCGUGAUGGAAUACGCGAGCAAAGGAGAUCUGUACGACUACAUCAGCGACAGACAGACGAUCACCGAGACGGAAGCGAGACAUGUCUUCAGACAGAUCGUCUCUGCUGUCCACUAUUGCCACAGGAACGGGAUUGUCCAUCGCGACCUUAAGUUGGAGAACAUCCUGCUGGACAGCAACGGCAACAUCAAGAUUGCCGACUUCGGGCUGUCCAACCUUUACCAGGGUGAUAAAUUCCUCCAGACGUACUGCGGCAGUCCUCUGUACGCUUCCCCGGAGAUCGUCAACGGAAGGCCGUAUAGGGGACCAGAGGUGGACUGCUGGUCUCUCGGCGUUCUGCUCUACACGCUUAUACACAAAGCCAUGCCUUUUGAAGGACAAGACCACCACAAACUGGUCCAACAGAUCAGCACCGGAGACUACCGCAAACCCACCAAACCAUCUGAUGCGUGUGGUUUGAUCCGCUGGAUGUUGAUGGUGAACCCUGUGCGUAGAGCUACACUAGAGGAGAUCGCUGGCCACUGGUGGCUCAACUGGGGUUAUCGAAACCCCCUACUGGCUCAGAAUGAGCGCACAGUGGCGGUCCAUAAGGCGACCGGACAUGCGACCGCAGCGUGUCAAACUGGUGGUCCAACCCGCAUUGCAGACUGGCUGCGGCGUACCUCUCGUCCUCUUCUUGAGAGCGGAUCAAAGAUGCGCUGCCUGUUGCGGUCAGGUGGUGGCGCUGGAGGCGAGACGGUGACGCGUCAGCGCUCCAUUCGCAGGUCGCGCAAAGAAAACAACGUUUCACAGACCAUGCAGGAGGGCUCCGCCCCUCGCCCCUCAAAAGGAAUUCUAAAGAAGCGGGGAAGCCUGAAACAGAAAUUGUCCGGUGACGCCCAGGUUACGCCUUUGGAAGAGAAAAGUCCCAACACUCUUGCAUUUAGCUCGACGCCUGCGGCGGCUUCUGCCCUGCCUCCGCCCCCUAAAGGGAUCCUGAAGAAGCCGCCCGAAAGAGAGUCGGGCUAUAUUUUGUCCUCCCCAGAGAGCGGAAACUCCAGCCAGACACUCCUGUGCCCGUCGCCCGCGCAGCACCGUAAGGGAAUCCUCAAACGGCACGGCAAGUUUUCCGGUGGCUUGCAGGAAUUCGGCUCGCUGGAUGAACUUGCACCUACCUUACCCAUCGUGAGCAGUAGAUCCCGGCCAAGUGGAGCAAUCAGCGAGGACAGCAUCCUCUCCUCAGAGUCCUUCGACAGACUCGACCUACCUGAUCGCGACAUUCCAGUCGCCAAAAUGGAAUAUCCAACAGGGGGCAACAGAAUGCGAGGAUGCGUUUCUGCUGACAAUCUUCUUGACUUGAGGGACGUCAGACCAGCUCAACGGCAGGGACACUGGGACAUGGACAUCGCCUGCUACCGUGCGGGAGUGUCCCACAGCUCGUUCUCAAUCGCUGACUGUGAGAACGUAACUCAGACUUACAAACAAGUUUUAGGCUUAUCCGCAAGCUGAGGCGUUUAUCAGAGACUAUGCAACCUUUGAGUUCAAAAAUGGAGACUGUUCUCAGGGGGUCAAAAGGCACUGACGCAUUUCUACUAGGAAACAUUCUGGAGAUUUGAGGGUGGGCAGGAAACAGACCUCUGAAGCCUGAGAUGCAUUUCACUAUGAUGGCAGAACAGCUUGUAAUGUUGCAUUUCAAUUCUGCAAUACAAUGGCUUGUAUCAUGUAGACUGGAAUUGACAAAAGUGCCAUUCUGUUUUGUAGACUGAACUGCUCCCAUUGAUGAACAACUCAUUUCUUAGCAUACUAAGGAUUGUUUAGGGUGUUGGUUUGAUCAAAAGUACCAAAGACGAUUCUCUACAGUUCUGCUUGUCUUAAAGACCCCCGAAUAGUGCCUAUUGAUUGCACAUAUGUACGCAACGAAGACAAAAGUGGGUUACAGUAGCGUAAAUACGUACGAUACUGAAGACAGGACAUGCAGAUCAACACACCGAUCUGAAGGUACAAAGACGAGAUAAGGCCGGUCUACUAGAGCGCCUUCCCGCCAAUUUGACUUCUACAACAAAUCGAAAGCACCUGGGAAUUCACGUGUCAGACGGAGAUUGUCUGGUCAUGAGUUUAUGAAGCCUAAAGCCUAACCCUAGCCUCUCUGAAUAAGAGCGAACUAAAUGCCUGUAUUUAAAAACUGCUGCCCUCAAACAAUUUUGGGACGUAUAGUAUUUAGAUGCAUGAAAAACAACAUGUGUUUACUUAUGUUUAUUAAACGGACGGUUCACCCCAAAAUGACAAUGAGUUCAAUGAGAAGAAGUCGUCUGUUAUUUCAGUCAUUAAAGUGUCAUGUCAGGGUGUUUGAUGGUUCAUCAUACAGUAUCUGUAACCAUAUCUGUCAUCAAAGCGGCAGUCCUGUGGGUUCGGCUGUAAUCUGUGUGGGACAAUCUGGGUUUGUGGGUUGUGGGGGUGUUUAGCUUUCAUUUGGUAUCAUUAUAGUUAGAGUUUCUGCAUUUGUUUGCCAAAGUGCCUGAUCUGCACUGAUGCACUCAAUCAGUGGAUCAAUAA
Xyrauchen texanus (razorback sucker) is the source of this 2982-nucleotide messenger RNA. Its product is annotated as NUAK family SNF1-like kinase 2. Gene Ontology annotation, biological process: intracellular signal transduction; microtubule cytoskeleton organization; protein phosphorylation. The coding region runs from base 130 to 1938 and encodes 602 amino acids. NCBI's taxonomy places the organism in Eukaryota, Metazoa, Chordata, Actinopteri, Cypriniformes, Catostomidae. The transcript has 6 exons. Gene Ontology annotation, cellular component: cytoplasm. The record is from RefSeq and is a predicted model, not a curated record. Gene Ontology annotation, molecular function: ATP binding; protein serine/threonine kinase activity; tau-protein kinase activity.